Molecule: messenger RNA, 1920 nt
Organism: Onychostoma macrolepis
Lineage: Eukaryota; Metazoa; Chordata; Actinopteri; Cypriniformes; Cyprinidae
Gene: six7
Product: SIX homeobox 7
Exons: 3
Coding region: 272-1069 (265 amino acids)
Biological process (GO): eye development; regulation of transcription by RNA polymerase II
Cellular component (GO): nucleus; transcription regulator complex
Molecular function (GO): RNA polymerase II cis-regulatory region sequence-specific DNA binding; DNA-binding transcription factor activity, RNA polymerase II-specific
Source: RefSeq, a predicted model, not a curated record
GAGCGGCUAAUGACCGAGGCGCAUAAUCCUCCUCAAAACAAGCGCAAAGAUGCUAAUUCUAUCUCUCUAUAAAUAGGCUUGACUUCUGCCGCUCCUCCUUUACUAGAACUGGAAGACACCGCCGUUCCGCGAUCCCCCCCAGAUCCUACCGGGAAAUCGGUCGCUUUAGAGGGGCAUUAUAUAACAGGUGUAUCCUGGAGUGAUUGGAAAGCUAAACUUGCGCGCAAUGGUGAUAUAAACAGACGCGCCAACGCAACCCUAAAACCUAGCCAUGUUUCCUCUGCCGCUGUUCACACCUGAGCAGGUGGCUCGAGUCUGCGAGAAUCUGGAGGAGACUGGAGACAUGGAGCGCUUGGGUCGCUUCCUCUGGUCGCUGCCCGCCGCGGUGCCCGGUUCCGCCGGAGAGCUGCUCAACCGGCAGGAGUCGGUGAUGCGCGCCCGGGCGCUGGUCGCCUUCCACGGCGGGAACUUCGAGGCUCUCUAUCAGAUCCUGCAGAGCCACCGCUUCACUCGGGAGUCUCACGCCAAGCUGCAGGACCUGUGGCUGGACGCGCACUAUCGCGAGGCGGAGCGCCUGAGGGGGAGGCCGCUGGGUCCCGUGGAGAAGUACCGAAUCCGGAAGAAGUUCCCCCUUCCUCGGACCAUCUGGGACGGAGAGCAGAAGACGCACUGCUUUAAGGUGAGACACACGGGAAACGCGCAAAACUUCCGUAGCCUCCUGAGGGAAUGGUACCUGCAGGAUCCCUAUCCAAACCCCUCCAGAAAGCGUCAUCUGGCUCAGGCCACGGGACUCACACCCACUCAGGUGGGCAACUGGUUCAAAAACAGAAGACAGCGGGACAGAGCGGCGUCUGCUAAAAACAGGAUGCAGCAAGAUUCCUCCCUCCUUCCCUCUGGAAGCUCUCCAGAAUGUUCCUCGGAGCACAACGCGCACCUCCAGGGCUCCUCACCGUGUCGUCCCCGGAGCCCAGGGGAGAACAGCGACUGCAGCUCGGGCACGGGGCCGCGGGGGACCGGGGCCUCCACGCCGGACAUAUCCGUCAGCAGCGACAGCGACUUUGAGUCGUGAAGAACGCCUGCGCCGGAAACACAUGAGAGUCUGAAGCAUCUGGACUGCUGCUUAUACAUGCACUUAAAGGAAAGACUGAGAAAUCAGCUCGAUUUGCUGUUAAGAAAUCUGACUAAAAAGGACAAAGUUCUCAGUUACUCCCUUUUUCGUGUUUGGUCCGUCCCUGACCAAAGAGGAGCUACAAUUUUAAGACUGGACCUCUCAAAAGGCACGUGCCAAAUCAAUCUCUUCAGGUUCAUUGGCUUUUUCAAUCAUUCUAAUACUCAGGUGGCACAAAAUAUGAGGCAUAUCACGCAGAAGGACAUAUAUUAUGCAAAUUUUGUAUUGAAAGUCUAGUCUAGAUCGUCCAGCCAGGCCUUUCAUAGCACUACAAACGUGAAACGGUUUGAUAUGCUUGUCCAAAAAAAGAAACACGCUGAAAACAGAAGGUAGAAGUAACUUGCUGCUGUAUGUUUUCAUAAGAAUAUAGUGUAGGUUGUGUCAGUUGCUUGUGCAUUUUGUUGUUAAAUGAAGAUUUAGGUCCAUUGAACUGUGAAUAUAAUCAUGUAGUCUGGAUGAACGUAGAUUAACUCGCAUGUAAUGGAAUAUUAAUGCUGCUUACCUUGAAAUAUGCUGUGAAUUUCUGAAUUCAUAAACAACGACGGAACAGGUUUCUAUAUUAACAUCUCACAGAUGACACAUCAUUUCAGUGAACAGAGUCACUCAGCUUUUUAUGUGCCUACACUUUGAGGACGACAUCAAACUAUGAUCGUCCGUCAUUAAUAAUUUCCACACCCAUACUCACCGAAGUCACAUGAAGAACGGGACUGUCUUGUUUUCAUUUGUCUGUUGUUUGCAAUUUUGAAAUAAAU